CAAGAGUUCCUGAAGUCAGAGAACAGAUCAGAGAAGAAACUCUCUGAGAUCCACUGCUCAGCUCUGGCCUACAUGCUGCAGAUGUCAGAGGAGGUUCUGGAUGAGUUGGACCUGAACAAGUUCAACACUUCAUUUGAGGGACGACGGAGACUGAUUCCAGCUGUGAGGAACUGCAGAAAGGCUCAAUUUUCUCACUGUGGACUCUCAGAGAGUCACUGUGAAGUUGUGGUCUCAGCUCUGAAGUCCAACCCCUCCCAUCUGACAGAGUUGGACCUGAGUAAUAACAACAAUCUGCAGAAUUCAGGAGUGAAACAUCUGUGUGAUGGACUGAAGAGUCCAAACUGUAAACUGGAGACUCUGAGAUUGUGGAGAUGCAGGUUGUCAGAGAUCAGCUGUGAUUCUCUGGUCUCAGCUCUGAACAUGGUACACCAGCUCAAGCGUCCACCCUCAGAUAUUUGGAGGAAGUGCUACAUUGCUUGA
Messenger RNA from Mugil cephalus (flathead mullet), 480 nucleotides. Its product is annotated as ribonuclease inhibitor-like. Gene Ontology annotation, molecular function: protein binding. The transcript is spliced from 4 exons. The record is from RefSeq and is a predicted model, not a curated record. NCBI's taxonomy places the organism in Eukaryota, Metazoa, Chordata, Actinopteri, Mugiliformes, Mugilidae. The coding region runs from base 73 to 480 and encodes 135 amino acids.